GAAAACUGAAUCAGUUCGUAUACUACCAACAUUUCAAAAUGGAAAACUUAGAAUUGUUGAAAUCUAUGAUCUGACGGAACGAUUAUAUGGUGUCCAUAGAUUUAAAUCAAGCUUUCUUACAUGUUCCCCUAGCAGUGGACCAACAACCUUAUUUUUCUUUCGAUUUCCAGAACAGACGUUUUUGUUUCACAUGUUUACCUUUCGGUUUAACAACAAGUCCGAGGGUGUUCACCAAGAUCCUUCGUCCAGUGAUAAAAUCUCUUCGGAAUCAAGGCAUCAGAUUGAUGAUAUAUCUAGACGACAUACUCAUAAUGGCAAGGACGAAAGACGAAGCGUUACAACAGUUAAAGGAAGUCAUGGAUACCUUAGAAAGAAUGGGAUUUACAAUCAACAAAGAAAAGUCAAUGCUCGUACCCUCUCAAUCGAUAGAGUAUCUAGGCUUCAAGAUAAACACAAAGACGAUGACCUUUGUCCUCCCGCAGACAAAAGUAAAGGACCUAGUGAACGAAUGCAAAAAGGCAGUACAUCUAUCCAAAAUACCUGUCCGGAAGCUAGCGUCUCUAAUCGGAAAGAUAUUGGCAACAACGUCAGCGGUUUUUCCAGCUCGUCUUUACUCCAGAGCUCUGCUCCGAGACAAAAAUUAUGGUCUGAAACUGCACGGGUGGAACGGUACAGUACAGCUCUCCGACAAAAGCAAGUUGCAGCUCGAGUGGUGGAUAAAAAAUCUCCCUUCCUGGAAUGGAAGAAGUUUAAUCCAGGAAGAACCAAGUACAAUAAUUCACACAGAUGCGUCAAAUACCGGCUGGGGUGCAUCCCGGGACAACUUGACCAUCCACGGAAAUUGGACUCAGUUGGAGUCAACUCUUCAC
Rhizophagus irregularis DAOM 181602=DAOM 197198 is the source of this 869-nucleotide messenger RNA. NCBI's taxonomy places the organism in Eukaryota, Fungi, Glomeromycota, Glomeromycetes, Glomerales, Glomeraceae. The record is from RefSeq and is a predicted model, not a curated record.